Nelumbo nucifera (sacred lotus) is the source of this 1362-nucleotide messenger RNA. RefSeq names its product bidirectional sugar transporter SWEET1-like. Lineage: Eukaryota; Viridiplantae; Streptophyta; Magnoliopsida; Proteales; Nelumbonaceae. Gene Ontology annotation, cellular component: membrane. The record is from RefSeq and is a predicted model, not a curated record. Gene Ontology annotation, biological process: carbohydrate transport. Gene Ontology annotation, molecular function: sugar transmembrane transporter activity.
UUAAUUUGCUUUUCUCCAUGAAUUAUCAGAGAAAGAGAGAGAGAAAGAGAGAGAGAGAGAGAGAGAGAGAGAGAGAGAGAGCAGAUGAAGUUGUGGAUAAGGAUGGAAUCAAUAUUGACUGUUGACGGUUAAUUUCCACCAUGAUUUGUCUAUAUAUACUCCACCUUGGCAGUUGAGUUCUUACUCGACUUCUCAUUGUAUUUGUAUAUCUGCACUGUGUGUAACAGACAAAAGCUCUGAAGGUUCUUCAAAGCUUGCUUGAUUUUCUGAUUUUUUGGAAGCAGAGAUGGAUAUUCUGCGUUUCUUUAUUGGAGUUUUUGGGAAUGCAGUUGCAUUGUUUCUUUUCCUGGCUCCUGCAAUAACAUUUCGUAGAAUCGUAAAGAGCAGGUCGACAGAGAAGUUCUCAGGUAUUCCAUACGUCAUGACCCUUCUCAACUGUCUCCUGUCUGCAUGGUAUGGUCUACCGUUUGUGUCACCACACAACAUCCUGGUCAGCACCAUCAACGGAGCAGGAACGGUGAUCGAGUCGUUAUACGUGUUGAUCUUCCUUAUCUACGCGCCGAAGAAGGAGAGAACGAAGAUUCUGGCGCUUCUGACGUUCGUCCUUGCCGUUUUCUCUGCCGUCGUCGUGGUUUCGCUUUGUGCUCUCCAUGGCAACAGAAGGAAGCUCUUAUGUGGCUUGGCUGCAACCAUCUUCUCCAUCGUUAUGUACGCCUCACCUCUAUCAAUCAUGAGAGCGGUGAUCAGGACGAAGAGCGUGGAGUUCAUGCCGUUUUUCUUGUCGUUGUUCGUGUUCAUGUGCGGGACGUCCUGGUUCAUCUACGGCCUGCUCGGUCGAGACCCUUUCAUCGCUGUGCCAAAUGGUUUUGGGUGUGGAUUGGGAACCAUGCAGCUGAUAUUGUAUGCGAUCUAUCGAAAGAACAAAGGUGGGGCCAAGGGAGAGGCUAAAGGAAGCGCCGGUGCUGAUUCGAUGGAGAUGGGCCAUGCUAAGCCACAGAAACAACAAAAACAACCACCACCAUCUCACGAAGAAAAGCAACAGAUGGACAAGUAAACAAUACGCGCUCGUGUCGCUAUCAAAAGAAGGAUGGAAUGAUCAAUGAUGGAUGAAUGUUGAAUCUCAUCUCCUCGGGUUGUAAGAGACACGGGAGAUGUUGAUGGAGGAAUUUCAAUUACAUAACCCUACCAGCGUAUCUGCCUUUUCGUCCUUUCCUGCUUCUUCCAUGAAUCGUGAUCCUCCUCUUUCUUGUCAUCCAAACGUGUCCCUUUUUUUCGGAUUUCAAAUUUCCAUGACGAAAUUUGGUCGUGUUAUGAAUGAUAUACAAAAUAACGUGAAUUUCAGUUGGGUUAUGAGUUUCUCUC